Molecule: messenger RNA, 2817 nt
Organism: Aspergillus tanneri
Lineage: Eukaryota; Fungi; Ascomycota; Eurotiomycetes; Eurotiales; Aspergillaceae
Product: U4/U6-U5 snRNP complex subunit PRP6
Exons: 3
Coding region: 1-2817 (938 amino acids)
Biological process (GO): mRNA splicing, via spliceosome; spliceosomal tri-snRNP complex assembly
Cellular component (GO): catalytic step 2 spliceosome; U4/U6 x U5 tri-snRNP complex
Molecular function (GO): protein binding
Source: RefSeq, a predicted model, not a curated record
AUGGCUUCUGGUCGGAAGGACUUUUUAAGCCAGCCUGCGCCCGAGAAUUAUGUUGCCGGUCUAGGUAGAGGCGCGACGGGUUUCACCACUCGUUCGGAUCUGGGGCCUGCGCGAGAAGGCCCUACACCAGAGCAAAUUCAGGCUGCUCUUGCGAAAAGGGCACAGUUACUCGGGGCAGCCCCUCCGACAGCAUACGGCGCAGGGCGUGAGAAGGGUGGCAAAGACGAAAAAGAGGAGGAAGAAGACGACGAUCGUUUUCAGGACCCAGACAAUGAAGUUGGGCUUUUCGCAUACGGGCAAUUCGACCAAGAAGACGAUGAAGCGGAUCGAAUUUACAGGGAGGUAGAUGAGAAGAUGGAUAGACGCCGGAAAACAAGACGGGAAGCUCGAGAACGCCAAGAACAGGAAGACUAUGAGCGUAAAAAUCCAAAGAUUCAACAGCAGUUCGCGGACCUGAAACGAUCAUUAGCUUCUGUCUCUGAAGACCAGUGGGCCAGUCUUCCGGAGAUUGGAGACCUUACGGGGAAGAAUAGACGGGCAAAACAAAACCUUCGCCAACGAUUUUAUGCCGUUCCAGACAGUGUUAUUGCUGGUGCAAGAGACUCCACCCAGUUUGAAACCACCGUUACAGAUGAUGGCGCCGCUACAGAUGUCCGAGGAACGGAAGGGACAGACGGAGCUAUUACGAAUUUUGCGGAUAUAAGUGCUGCCCGUGAUAAGGUCCUGAAAGUCAGGCUCGACCAAGCUGCUAUAGGGUCAUCUGGCGACUCGGCCUCGGGAAGUGCGACCAAUAUUGAUCCUAAGGGAUAUCUUACGAGUCUCACUCAGUCGGAACUCAAAGCCGGUGAGGUGGAAAUAGGAGAUAUAAAGCGAGUUCGUGUGUUACUGGAAUCUGUGACGAGGACGAAUCCCAAACAUGCUCCCGGUUGGAUUGCACUUGCGCGCUUGGAAGAACUUGCCGGCAGGAUUGUGGCUGCCAGAAAUAUUAUUGCGAAGGGUUGCGAGUUAUGUCCAAAAAGUGAGGAUGGAUGGCUUGAAAAUAUCCGGCUUAACGAAGGGCAUAACGCCAAGAUCAUAGCUGCGAACGCUAUAAAGAAUAAUGAUCGCUCCACGAGGCUCUGGAUUGAAGCUAUGCGGUUGGAAUCGGAGCCUCGUGCAAAGAAGAACGUGUUACGACAGGCCAUUCUCCACAUACCUCAGUCUGUUGCCAUCUGGAAAGAAGCCGUGAAUCUAGAAGAUGAUCCGGCAGAUGCACGCCUCCUCUUGGCAAAGGCAGUUGAAAUGAUACCGCUAUCUGUGGAGCUAUGGCUUGCUCUUGCGCGGCUUGAGACUCCCGAAAAUGCUCAAAAGGUUUUGAAUGCCGCUCGAAAGGCUGUUCCCACUAGCCAUGAAAUCUGGAUUGCUGCAGCGCGUCUGCAAGAACAAAUGGGCACUUUCAGUAAAAUUAAUGUUAUGAAAAGAGCGGUGCAGUCGCUGGCUAGGGAAAAUGCGAUGCUGAAGAGAGAAGAAUGGAUAGCCGAAGCAGAAAAAUGUGAGGAGGAAGGUGCGAUUCUCACUUGCGGUGCGAUCAUACGAGAGACCCUUGGGUGGGGUCUAGAUGAGGAUGAUGACAGGAAAGACAUUUGGAUGGACGAUGCGAAGGCUAGUAUUGCAAGAGGAAAGUAUGAGACUGCUAGGGCCAUCUACGCGUAUGCGUUGCGUGUCUUUGUCAAUCGCCGGUCAAUUUGGCUAGCAGCGGCAGAUCUCGAACGAAAUCAUGGCAGUAAAGAGGCACAAUGGCAAGUUCUCGAGAAAGCCGUCGAAGCGUGCCCGCAGAGUGAAGAACUAUGGUUGCAGCUCGCGAAGGAGAAGUGGCAGACUGGGGAGAUCGACGAGGCCAGGCGAGUACUUGGUCGUGCCUUUAAUCAAAAUCCCAACAACGAAGAUAUCUGGCUGGCUGCUGUCAAGCUUGAAGCGGAUGCCCAGCAGACAGAUCAAGCCCGGGAGCUCCUUGCUACCGCCCGUCGUGAAGCAGGCACGGACCGUGUCUGGGUCAAGAGUGUAGCCUUUGAACGGCAACUAAAUAAUGUCGAUGAGGCGCUCGAUCUUGUGAACCAAGGCCUUCAACUCUAUCCUAAGGCUGACAAGCUUUGGAUGAUGAAAGGUCAGAUCUACGAGUCUCAGAAUAAAUACCCCCAAGCUCGGGAAGCUUAUGGGACCGGUGUUAGAGCCUGUCCCAAGUCUGCUCCCCUCUGGUUGUUGGCCUCAAGGCUGGAGGAAAAGGCCGGAGCCGUCGUCAAAGCCCGCUCGGUUCUUGAUAGAGCUCGCCUUGCCGUUCCGAAGAGCGCGGAGUUGUGGACAGAAAGUGUUCGGGUAGAGAGGCGUGCGAGCAAUAUCGGCCAGGCAAAGGUCCUAAUGGCGAAGGCGUUGCAGGAAGUGCCGACAUCCGGAUUAUUAUGGAGCGAAAGCAUUUGGUACCUCGAGCCCCGGCCGCAACGAAAGGCGCGUAGUUUGGAGGCAAUCAAGAAGGUAGAAAAUGAUCCAAUUCUCUUUAUUACAGUGGCGCGGAUCUUUUGGGGGGAGCGUCGGUUGGAGAAAGCGAUGACCUGGUUUGAGAAAGCCAUUGUCUCCGACAGCGAUCUUGGGGAUGGCUGGGCAUGGUACUAUAAGUUCCUAUUGCAGCAUGGUACUGAGGAAAAACGAGCGGACGUAAUAUCCAAAUGCGUUUCGACUGAACCCAAGCAUGGAGAAAUCUGGCAAUCAGUAGCCAAGGAUCCGGCGAAUGCACAACACCCGACAGAAGAGAUCCUGAAGAUGGUUGCUGACCGUCUUUCCUGA